Caenorhabditis sp. 36 PRJEB53466 is the source of this 2789-nucleotide messenger RNA. The record is from the annotation of a GenBank genome assembly. Lineage: Eukaryota; Metazoa; Nematoda; Chromadorea; Rhabditida; Rhabditidae.
AUGGACGAUUCGUAUGCGAUAGCGUCGCCGCACAACGACGUCUUCAAUCAGGCAUUCGCAGAGGUACUUAUUUAAUUAUUUUAUAGCUGUUCUGUUCUGUUCUGCAAAACAUGUGUUCAGAUGAAUCCGCACGGGGCUCCCAGAAUCGGUGCCGUAGACGCCGCCAACUUCUUGAAAAAGUCGAAUCUCGCGAUGCCGAUCCUCGGCCAGAUAUGGGAAUUCAGCGAUUCGCAGAAGGUCGGCUCACUUGACAAACGAGGCGCGUUCGUGGCGAUGAAACUGGUGGCGGCCGCUCAACAAGGUUAGAAUUAUCUGGAGAAAACGAGGAAAGUGUCCGCCUUUCUGUGACAUGUGUCAUCGCCCAAAAAUGCAAAUUCAAGCGCAUUUCCGUUUGCAGGCAAGCCCCUCGCGAACUCCGUCCUCUACGACUCUUCUCUUCAAGCUCCUCGCUUCGGGGGACCGCCCGUCCCACCGGCCAGCAUGCAACACCAUUUCCAGCCCGCAUUCCCGUCGGUCAGUCCAGCAUUUCUCCUUUUAAUUGGCUCAAUCUUUUUUUGUUUUCAGCCCGGCCGUGCUCCUCCCGUCCCUCCGCCGCCGCAGCCGUCACACACUCAUUCGGCUGUUUCGUCUCAGCAGUCCUCACCUUCUCACCAUUAUGCUCCUCAGUUCCCGCCGAGUUGGCCGAUCACUCCCACCGAUCAGGUUGGUGAAUCCUCACAUUUCCUAUGAUAACUUCUAUUUUAGGCAAAGUACGACUCGAUAUUCCAAUCGUUGAAUCCUGUGAACGGAAAGCUCUCGGGAGCGCAUGUGCGUCCGGUGCUCAUGAAUUCUGGGCUCGAUUCACACUCCCUUGCACGAAUCUGGGAACUGGCCGAUCAAGACAAAGACGGAAGCCUGGACCGAAUUGAGAUGUCCGUCGCCCUGCAUCUCGUGUACCGUUCCCUCCAAUCGGAACCGAUCCCCGCUCAACUUCCGCCGUCUCUCAUCCAUCCGUCAAAGGCCAUGUUCGCUCAACGGUCUCCGAACUUUGCCCCGCCCACGCACCCUCCUCGUCCGAUGUUUGGCUCGCGAGCCGGCUCCGUAACCUCUCUGGAUGAGGUUCACAUGAAUCAGUCGUAUUCUGCGACCAUGCCGAGAUCUCAGCCGCCGCCACCGGGGUCUCGAGCACACGUUAACGGAGCAAGAGCCAGCGGAGCAUCCACUCCGCUCUCCUCUUCUCAUUCCAUUCACUCGUUCGCCGGCAAUGAGUGGACAAUCAACCCAGCCGAUCACGCCGAUCAGUUCGCUCAAAUCGACACGAACAGAGACGGAUUGGUGGAUGGACAGGACAUGCGCGGUCCCAUGAUGGCCACCGGGCUCACUCCUCAGAUUUUGGCUCAUGUCUGGGCUCUCGCCGACACAAAGAAGUGCGGUCAGCUCAAUUUAGAGCAAUUUGCAGUCACGUGAGUUUUGAAAAUUUUGCUAAUCUACAUAUUCAUUGCUUCAACCGUAAUCUUUUUCCAGAAUGCAUCUGCUAGAAAUGGCGAAGCGAGGAGAGCCGAUACCAGUCGAACUUCCCGCGCAUCUCAUUCCUCCCUCCUCCCGACCCACGGAUCUCCCACCGGCUCUUCCCCACCAGCCACAACAAUCCGUGUCGACCCCGCAGCUUCCAGAGGCCACUUCCAUGGAAAUCAAGGAAGCGUUGGAAGGAGAAAACGAAGAGAUGCGGCAGCUGGCGGAGGCCAUUCAAUCGAUGAUUGUUGAGCGGAAAACCGCCGAAGAAGCCGUCGUUCAAUUGGAAGCCGACAUGACUGUGAAGAACUCGCGGAUCAAGAACUUGCAAGUUGAAUUGGCCACUCUCGAAUCGACAGUCAAACAAUUGGAACGGCAAAAAACCGAAGCGACGAGAAGAUUAGGCGACUACGACACUCAGAUCGAGCAGCUAGAGACGGCGUGCAAGGCGCAAAGCGAGAAGAAAGAAGAGACGGAAAAAAGGAUGAGGCAGAUUGACGAGGAAGCGAAGAAUGCGGAGGAGUGCAAAGCGAACGACGAGAAGGAGAUGGAAGAACUGAAGAGAGAAAUCGAAAUGCUCGACGCACAGUUCAAGACGAUCAAGGGCGAAGUGGUCAAAGAGACGGGAGAACGCGAGCGGAUGGUGGCCGAAUUGACGACGCUCGAGAGACGAGAAGUGCGCGAUCAGCUGCAGAUGGACAAGUUGGACUCUGAGAUCGAAAAGACGAAAAGUCUGACCGAGCAAGUGUCCGGAGCGGUCGAGAAACCGGAAGCUGAAAUGGUGGAAGCGCUGCGAGGACAUCCGAAUCUUCUUAAUGCGUCAAUGGACGGAACACUCCUCUCGGAUGAUACGGUGUACGGAGAGACGGCUGGAGCCUCGCAGAAUCAUGUUCAACAGCCGCCAGAUCCGUUCGCAUCUGCCAGAACAAGUGAGUGACCUCUAUUCUUCAUUCUUCUAAACCAUCUAUCUUUCCAGACCCGGCUGCCGAUCCAUUCGCCCAAGUGGAUCAAUUCGGUUCUGCCGGCCACUUCGACGCCGCGUUCCCGGCUGAUCCGUUCGCCCAGGGAUUCCCUGCGGAUGCAGCUUUUGCUCCAUCUGGACCCGCAAGACCUGCUCCGCCACGCCCUGCGCCACCGAAAUCCAACCGGGAAACGCCCGUCAAUGAUCCGUUUGCGUGAGAACUCCUUCUCAUCCCAAGUGGAUUCCAAUUUGUUUUUCUUUCAGUCCAUCACAAGGUCAAGCUCCUCCAGCUGCUGGAUUCGCAAACUUCGCCGACUUUGGAUCCGCGUUCAACUGA